AUGGUCCCCAGCCGCCUCCAGAUCCGGACGCCCACCCUGGACAGGCUCGCCGCCGAGGGCGUGAAGCUGGAGAACUACUACGUCCAGCCCAUCUGCACGCCGUCCAGGAGCCAGUUCAUCACCGGAAAGUACCAGAUACACACGGGCCUCCAGCACUCGAUCAUAAGGCCCACCCAGCCCAACUGCCUGCCGCUGGACAAUGCCACCCUGCCUCAGAAGCUGAAGGAGGCAGGCUACGCCACGCACAUGGUGGGGAAGUGGCACCUGGGCUUCUACAGGAGAGACUGCAUGCCCACCAGGAGGGGGUUUGAUUCCUUUUUUGGCUCCCUCUUGGGGAGCGGGGACUACUACACGCACUACAAGUGCGACGGCCCCGGGAUGUGCGGCUACGACCUGUACGAGGACGACCGUGCCGCCUGGGACCGGGACGGCGGCACCUACUCCACCCACAUGUACACGCAGAGGGUGCAGCAGAUCCUGGCCGCGCACGACCCCCGGAAGCCCCUGUUUCUGUACGUGGCCUACCAGGCGGUGCACUCCCCGCUGCAGGCCCCGGGCAGGUACUUCCAGCCCUACCGGUCCAUCGCCAACACCCACAGGCGCAGGUACGCGGCCAUGCUCUCCUGCCUGGACGAGGCGGUGGGCAACGUGACCCUGGCCCUGAAGGCGCACGGCCUCUACAACAACAGCGUCCUCAUCUACUCCUCGGACAACGGCGGCCAGCCCAGCGCCGGGGGCAGCAACUGGCCCCUCCGGGGCAGCAAAGGGACCUACUGGGAGGGGGGCAUCCGGGCCGUGGGCUUCGUGCACAGCCCGCUCCUGAAGCGCCCCGGCACCGUGUGCAGGGAGCUGGUGCACAUCACCGACUGGUACCCCACACUGGUGGCGCUGGCCGAAGGGCGCAUCGAGGAGGACGCCCGCCUGGACGGCUACGACAUCUGGGAGACGCUGAGCGAAGGCCUGCGCUCCCCCCGCGUGGACAUCCUGCACAACAUCGACCCCAUGUACACCAAGGCCAGGAGCGGCUCCUGGGCAGCGGGCUACGGGAUCUGGAACACGGCCAUCCAGUCGGCCAUCAGGGUGCGGCACUGGAAGCUGCUCACCGGGAACCCCGGCUACAGCGACUGGGUCCCCCCUCAGGCCUUCAGCAACCUGGGCCCCAGCCGCUGGCACAACGAGAGGGUCACCUUGUCCACAGGCAAGAGCGUGUGGCUCUUCAACAUCACGGCCGACCCCUACGAGAGAGUGGACCUCUCCGGCAGGUACCCCGGCGUCGUGAGGCAGCUGCUGCGCCGGCUGUCACGGUUCAACAAGACCGCAGUGCCCGUCAGGUACCCCCCCGGGGACCCCAGAAGCAACCCCCAGCUCAACGGGGGCGUGUGGGGGCCCUGGUACAAAGAGGAAAGCAAGAGGAAGAAGCCACGCAAACAGCAGGCUGAGGGGAGGCCCAAGAAGAGGAAGAUGAAGGGCAGGCCGCGGGAGGCCGGCGCAGGCCCCGGGGGCGACCGCGGCACCCCCCCGCCGCUCCAUUAG
Molecule: messenger RNA, 1533 nt
Organism: Miniopterus natalensis
Lineage: Eukaryota; Metazoa; Chordata; Mammalia; Chiroptera; Miniopteridae
Gene: ARSJ
Product: arylsulfatase family member J
Molecular function (GO): sulfuric ester hydrolase activity
Source: RefSeq, a predicted model, not a curated record